GGUAGAACAUGGGCCACGGGUCCAAACUUUUUCCACAAGUAAUUUCCGAGAUACAGAGCCUCCAGGAUGUAGCUAUUCAUACCCUGUUCCCGAUACGAUACAGGACAGGAUGGCGAACAGCUGACUCAAAACGAUGUUCUUCCUAAGAAUCAUGACCACUAAAUGUUUUGGGGAUCAAAGGGCGUAUCAUUAGCAGCAGUUCUGGUACCAACAGAG
This is a messenger RNA of Acanthoscelides obtectus, 216 nucleotides long. The record is from the annotation of a GenBank genome assembly. Lineage: Eukaryota; Metazoa; Arthropoda; Insecta; Coleoptera; Chrysomelidae.